Messenger RNA from Orycteropus afer afer, 1902 nucleotides. The record is from RefSeq and is a predicted model, not a curated record. Lineage: Eukaryota; Metazoa; Chordata; Mammalia; Tubulidentata; Orycteropodidae.
AAAGGGGAGCGGCCGCUUCGGAGCCACCGGGGUGCCCUCCAUCCUGUCGGCUCACCGCACUUACCGGCUCCCAGGCUUCUGGGCGCGUGUCCCCUGCGGACAGUCCGGCCGCGCCGAUCUACGCAGAGGCGCUGCCCGCGGCGGGAACUGACCGGCGGCAUCCAAGGCCCGCGCCCUGCCACUACCCCCAUCCGCUGCCCGCCGGUCUCUCCGGUCGCCGCCAUGUCCUCCUCCUCCUCCUCCCCCAGGGAGACGUACGAGGAGGAUCAGGAGUACGAGAGCCAGGCCAAGCGCCUUAAGACUGAGGAGGGGGAGAUCGACUACUCGGCAGAGGAAGGCGAGAACCGCCGGGAAUCAACGCCCAGGAGCGGGGCCGAUGGCGGCAGCGGCCGGAGCUUCUCACAACCGGAGGCAGGUGGAAGCCAUCAUAAAGUUUCUGUUUCACCUGUUGUCCAUGUUCGAGGACUCUGUGAAUCUGUGGUGGAAGCAGACCUUGUGGAGGCUCUUGAAAAAUUUGGGACUAUAUGCUAUGUGAUGAUGAUGCCAUUUAAACGGCAGGCUUUAGUGGAAUUUGAAAACAUAGAUAGUGCCAAAGAAUGUGUGACGUUUGCUGCGGAUGAACCUGUGUACAUUGCUGGUCAACAGGCUUUUUUCAACUAUUCUACAAGCAAAAGGAUUACUCGACCAGGAAAUACUGAUGAUCCAUCAGGAGGCAACAAAGUUCUUUUGCUAUCAAUUCAGAAUCCUCUCUAUCCGAUUACAGUGGAUGUUUUAUAUACUGUGUGCAACCCUGUUGGAAAAGUGCAACGUAUCGUUAUAUUCAAGAGGAAUGGAAUACAAGCAAUGGUUGAUCGUCUAAAUGUUAUUAGGAAUGACAAUGACAGUUGGGACUACACUAAACCAUAUUUGGGAAGACGAGAUAGAGGAAAGGGUCGCCAGAGACAAGCCAUUUUGGGAGAACACCCUUCUUCGUUUAGACAUGAUGGCUAUGGAUCCCAUGGUCCAUUAUUGCCUUUACCAAGUCGUUACAGAAUGGGCUCUCGAGAUACACCUGAGCUUGUUGCAUACCCAUUACCACAGGCUUCUUCUUCUUACAUGCAUGGAGGAAAUCCCUCUGGUUCAGUAGUAAUGGUUAGUGGAUUACAUCAACUAAAAAUGAAUUGUUCAAGAGUCUUCAACCUAUUCUGCUUAUAUGGAAAUAUUGAAAAGGUAAAAUUUAUGAAGACUAUUCCAGGUACAGCCCUAGUGGAAAUGGGUGAUGAGUAUGCAGUAGAAAGAGCUGUCACACACCUUAAUAACGUCAAAUUAUUUGGGAAAAGACUUAAUGUUUGUGUAUCUAAACAACAUUCAGUUGUUCCGAGUCAAAUAUUUGAGCUGGAGGAUGGUACAAGUAGCUAUAAGGAUUUUGCAAUGAGCAAAAAUAAUCGCUUUACAAGUGCUGGCCAAGCAUCUAAGAAUAUAAUCCAGCCGCCUUCUUGUGUGCUACAUUAUUAUAAUGUUCCAUUGUGUGUCACAGAAGAGACCUUCACAAAGUUAUGUAAUGACCAUGAAGUUCUUACAUUCAUCAAAUAUAAAGUGUUUGAUGCAAAACCUUCUGCCAAAACACUUUCUGGGCUAUUAGAAUGGGAAUGCAAAACUGAUGCAGUAGAAGCUCUUACAGCACUUAAUCACUACCAGAUAAGAGUUCCAAAUGGUUCCAAUCCCUAUACAUUGAAGCUUUGCUUUUCUACAUCAUCGCAUUUAUAAGAAGAGAUGAGCAUGUUAGAGUUUAUGUUCACCUUUAUUACAAUUUUAAAGCUACACUUCAUUUUAAAAAAUCUAAAGUGGUUGGUCUAAUGUUGCCUUGCUUAUUUUGACUUAAGGUCCUGUUCUGUAAUAAACAGAUAUUUUGCCUCAAGUAAA